Paramecium pentaurelia is the source of this 1001-nucleotide messenger RNA. NCBI's taxonomy places the organism in Eukaryota, Ciliophora, Oligohymenophorea, Peniculida, Parameciidae. The record is from the annotation of a GenBank genome assembly.
AUGCUUGUUGUGGAAAGAGUUGAAGAAAAAUUAUUGGUUGGAAUUCACUGUCCUUUUUUAUUAUAUAGUAAAUCUUAAGUAAAUGAAAUUGGAGAAUACUAUAAUAAUAUAAGAGUUGCUUUUUGGAAAUAUAUUCUAAAUAAAAAGGAUACAUAUAAAUCGAAGUUAUAUCUAGCGGAGGUGGAUAUUAAGAGGCUUGAAGUUAAAAAAAUUGUAAAUGGAUUAAACUUAGUGAUGAAUUUUGGGAGUAUUAUUGCUUCUUUUGAUUUAUAAACUAAGCUAAAUCAUUUAUAAUGGUGAAUAUAAUAGUGGAAAAAAAGUCGGCCUUUGGGAUACCUAUUUUGAGAAGGAUGGGAGAUUUAAUAAUUGAUAUUAAUGUAAGAUUAUAUCAUAAUCUGUUUAUCUUUAUCACAAAUUAUGAAAAAAAAGUGGCGGAGGUUUUUAUAAUGACAAAAUAUUGAGUGACGAAUUUUUAAGGUACAUUAAAUUUGGGAGGUGGAUUGAGUUAAGUGAUAGGUUUUUGAGGUAAAGGUUUACAAGUAAUUUUUGUUAGAAACUUUUAAAUCAUUUUUAUGGGAGAAUACAAAAAAUGAUAACAAAAUUGGGACAUGGGAUAUUUAUUAAAGAGAGAAGGGAUAUAAAAAGAAUUUCAAAUUAAUGUUUAUUUUAUUUUUUUCAAUAAAUUUAGUAAAAAUAACAAAUAGAGGAGGUGGAAAAUAUGAUAGUGAAGGCUCAUAAAAGAUUGGAUAGUGGAUAGAAAUAAGUGAUGGAUUUUGGAGGUAGUAUUAUUCAUAUAAAUACAUUUGAAAAGCAAAAUAGUUGUUACAAGUGAAGGUUAGAAUAGUAAGAAAGUAGGAAGGUGGAAUUUUUCAUUUGUUAAUUGGGAUAAUGAUAAACCAAUAGAAGUGAUGAAAUUGCUCAUAGAAAAAUAAAAUAGAAGCGGAGGAUAAAAUGAGUAAAUAGAAAGGGCCUAUAGUAAUAUUAGUUAGAUAAAGACAUGA